AUGUUUACAUUAAGUUUGAUAGAAGGAUUACUAUUACUGAUAUACGUAGGAAUAUUAGUACAUGAAUACUCACAGUAAUAAGUACCCUUUUAUGUUAAAUUAUUAACGUAUACAUCGUGGAUAUUAUCGUUUGGGAUUGUUUUUAUAAUUCCGCAUGAUAUCUAUUAUACCUUAAAUGAUAAUGGGGAGGGAUAUGAUUAUGCAGUGAUUAUUUGGAAGUGGAUCUAUUGGGGUAAUUUUGUGUUGAGUUGGUUAAUUUUACCAAUAUGUUAGGAAUACGAAGAUGCAGGAGAAGUAACAUUUAAGGAGAAGUUGAUAAGAUCUUGUAAAAACAAUCUAAUCGCAUAUGCAUAUUUGAUAGUCUUGGGAGUAAUUUUUAUAGGGUAUUUGGCAAUAUUCAAUAAAUUGGAUUUUGAUUCAAUUUUGAAAUUGUUAGUUGCAUUGGCUUACGGAUUUGGCAUCCUCUUGGUAGUUAUUUUGUUGGGACAUGGUUUAGUCGCAAUACCACGGGCAUAUUGGAGAAAGUCAUAAUAUGAAAAGUGUUUGAGAGGAUUGUAUUUGGAGGCAGCUUAAAUAAAUCAUGCCAUAUAAGAAUUAUAUGAUCAAUUGAUAAAUUUGACUAUUGAAGUGAUUUAACACAAGAAUACUAAUCCAGAUUUAACAUUCCAUCUGUUCAAAAAUGGUUAGAUUCCUUAUGAGAUCAUAGAGGAAGCACAAUAUAAGUAUAAGGAGAGGAGUAGGAAGUUGGAACCAUGGCCAGAAGUCAAUAAGAGAGUAAAGAAGAAAGUCUCAGAAUAUAAGAGAGCCAAAACAAAAUGGGAACACGUAUGUUCUGAGUGUUUUCUUUUGGAAGACAUGAUCGAUAAUGAAUUUAGUGUUCAUUAUAAGAUUAGAUCAACUCUAAGGUAUGAGAGGUCUGGAUUUAUGGGACAUUAUUUGGACAUGUUUUAAUGGUUAUGGUACACAAAAAUAAAGAAGGCGUAUUUAUUAUCUUUGAGUGUGAUAUUUUGGAUUUUAUCAAGCAUCGUCAUAUUAUCAGAGAUCUCCUGUUUUACUUAAUUUGAUGUGAAUAUACUGAGGAGAAUGAUAAAUAUGAAUGGAUUCUUUUAAAUUUAGAUAUCUAUUUUGAUACCUUUGAUGUACAUAUCGUUUUGUGCGUUUUAUGGGUUGUUUCAUAUCAACUUUGCAGGUAUGUAUGCAUUUUAUAAUCAUUAAUAAACUGAUGCUCCAAGUUUAUUGUUCGGAUCAAUCAAUUUUUCAAGAGUUUCAUUUCCUCUUACUUUUAAUUUUUUGUAGAUGAUACAGAUAUCAGGCACUCCUUUUGAGGAUGUUAUAGGUAAUAUGGAUACAAGUUCAGUGUUGGGGAUGUCAUUUUCCUAUUCUUUGCCUAUAUUAUUGAUAUUGGCAUCAGUUUUCAAUUUUUUUGAAGUUUAUGACAAAAUUCUUUAAGGGAUAGGGUUGCCUUAGUUGAAGUUUUCGUAGGUUCAAUUCAGUAGUCAGGAAGGGGAGAGAUUGAUGUGUAGAGCGAGAGUAAAGAGGGAAAGAGAUAUAUUGAAUAAAGUUGGUAUAAAUUUUUGGGAUCAAUGUGAAAUGCGGGAAUUGGAUUGCUAAAUGAUUUAAAUUGUCUGA
Messenger RNA from Paramecium tetraurelia, 1629 nucleotides. RefSeq lists its product as uncharacterized. The record is from RefSeq and is a predicted model, not a curated record. NCBI's taxonomy places the organism in Eukaryota, Ciliophora, Oligohymenophorea, Peniculida, Parameciidae. The transcript is spliced from 5 exons. Gene Ontology annotation, cellular component: membrane.